This is a messenger RNA of Lodderomyces theae, 2493 nucleotides long. RefSeq lists its product as uncharacterized. Lineage: Eukaryota; Fungi; Ascomycota; Pichiomycetes; Serinales; Debaryomycetaceae. The coding region runs from base 1 to 2493 and encodes 830 amino acids. The record is from RefSeq and is a predicted model, not a curated record. The transcript has a single exon.
AUGUUGUUUUCAGAGACACCCACGGAUUUCAACAGCAACACAGAGAACGAUUUGCAGUGCCAGCAGUCCUCGCAAUCACAAUUUACCCCUCAUCACAGUCACAAUGAUCGCAUAUCAUCUUCUUCUGUCACCCACAAAGAUAUGCCGCAUCGAUAUCAGCCACAACCAGUACCACAUCAACUACCCAACACAAACAACUGCUCGUCUUCGUCAACUACCCACGCAUCACCAUCAACAUCAUCAGCAUCGUCUUCUUCUUCGUCUUUAUUCUCAACAGAGAACAACAACUUUUCUGAUCCACGUCCACAUGGGAAUAGACUACUAUUCACUGGCAACGAAGACAAUGAAACCCGCAACAGCACCAGCAACAGCAACAGCAACAGCAACAAUGUAAAUGCCAAUGACAAUGAUACAGAGGAUAACUACCAUUUUCAACAACGCUCAUAUUCACCACCAACUCCAUGUCCAUCCAUAUGGAGUAGCUUUGAUGCAAAGUAUGUACCUGACAGUCAUGAAUUGUUGCAACUACUAGAACCUAAUCCCGUUCCUCCUCCUUCCUAUGAUAGUUUACCACCCGGUGGAUGUCCAAGAUUUCCUGUGCUUCAACCUUUAUCCUCGUUUGAAGAAGCUAUAUACACAGAUCUACAUUCCGCUUCUAAAAAGUCAAAUACAUUUAUCUCAGAUCCACAAGAGCACACCGAUGAUGGUCCCUUGAACACACCUGAAGUUAGCGAAACAGUCCCACCACCGUACUCGCCAUCCAUAUACAAAAUCGGUAUCGUUUCAAGAAAAGUUGAAUGGGUCAACCCUUAUGAAAUGUCCACCAAUCGAAGCUGGAAGUAUCUCAUUUGUGAGUUGAACUCAACGCAACUAAAUUUCUAUAAUAUACCACCGGGUUACGAAGACAAGAUUUUGGACUUUGUUUCCAAGGAUAAUAAAGAUUCAUUGAAUCGGAUGUGCCCCAAUCGCACGGCAUUCAAUAACUCCAUACUCACCAAUGACUAUGAUCACCACCUUUACGAUUUUGUCAAAAACCAUGGACUACUAGAGGAUUUAUGUACUGGAUCAAAGAAGAAGGGGUUGGUGAGAACAUAUUCAUUACAAUAUGCAAGAGUAGGAUUAGCCACUGAUUAUCAAAAAAGAGUCAAUGUUUUGAGAUUAAGGAUCGAAAGCGAGCAAAUUUUGUUACAUUUUGAAUGCACCCAAGACUUGAUUGAUUGGAAUACGCUGCUUUCAGUGGGCAAGGAUAUUGCUAUUGAUAUAAAUGAGAGAGAACUGCCCAAAUAUAGAACAGUACCGAGGAGACGAAGGAGAGGAGGGAACAGAAGAAACAGUAACAGGACCGGAAACACUCAACCCAGUUCAAGUUCGUCAUCUGCUACCAACUUUUCUCGCUAUAAUCUGACAUAUGACCAAUUGACAAGCACUAGAAAUAUGAUCAAGUCAGCAUCUGACGCAAACAAAAUUAAAGAUAGAUUUAACAAACUAAGGUCCAAAUUUUCGUCAUCUAGAUUGAGAAGCAGCUCGUAUCCAUCCCCAUCGCCAUCGCCAUCGCCACUUGAUGGUACUUCUGUAUCUGACACAUACCAUCAACCAAGAUUGAGAUCCAAUACCAAUUUCCCGGUUCGGAGCAGCAACAAUAUGGUGGAUUGCUCCUAUGUAUCACAACAAGGUGGUAGUGGAGGAUACUCCUCAUCAAUAACCACUGGCCGGAACCAACAUCAACCUAGCUAUAGUAGUUCAUACGCCAACAGUUUUGAAGACGAUGGGGAUGACGUGGAAGAUUAUGACGAAGAGUUCAAUGAAGUUUUGAGAAGAUCGAGACACGAGAUGCUGGCGCUGGCGUCAACUCCACAGGGUGUUGACGACGAUCAGGAGGAUAUUCAAAGUAUGUCCGAUUUGAGGUUAGACGAGGACGAGGAAGACGGUUCUGGAGAAGGUGAAGAAGAUCACGUUGAGGAAGAAGAAGAAGGAUACAGGGAAGACACGGAUGGAGGAUUUGUGUCUAUGGCCAGAAGCCGUGGUGUGUUUCCAAUUGGCGCAGCUGAGCGUAAAGUGGUCUCGCAUAUGUCCAGAGGAAACGCUGAUGAUCACAAGUGGGAUCCUCGUCCAAACGAGGCUUACAGUAAACGCAGAUACUAUCGUAACUGUUUGCGCUGUAUUAAACCCCUCACAAUGGAAGAAUCAUGGGUGUACAAACCGUUGGUUAAACCUACCCCGUUUUCGCCGUUGAAUGUGGCUUACCUAAAAGCGGUCAAGUAUGCAGGACCCAAUGGUGAAGUUAUGGCAUCAGCUUCGGUGUCAGUUCCAAAUUCCAGUGUCUCUUCGUCAAGUGCUAGUUUUACUUCAGUGUACAGGAAAAAUGCGUAUAGUGGCGGGAGUGCAUCUUCGUCACUAAUGUUACCUGAUACUGCAUUGACUAAAUUGCCUAAUCAUUUUUUAAAAGAGUUCAGUGUUGGUCCACAUGGCUUGGUUCCAAGGGAGAUUAUAUAG